Amblyraja radiata (thorny skate) is the source of this 1393-nucleotide messenger RNA. RefSeq lists its product as uncharacterized. Gene Ontology annotation, molecular function: ubiquitin binding. NCBI's taxonomy places the organism in Eukaryota, Metazoa, Chordata, Chondrichthyes, Rajiformes, Rajidae. The transcript has 4 exons. The record is from RefSeq and is a predicted model, not a curated record. The coding region runs from base 114 to 1244 and encodes 376 amino acids. Gene Ontology annotation, cellular component: Fanconi anaemia nuclear complex.
GUGGGCGGACGGCGGGAGAUUUGUCUUUAGGAAGUGAACUAACUUUCCGGCUGUAAGAAGCAACGUUCGUAGCGGGAUACCGGUCCGGACUGCCCCGUCCUUCGGGAGCGGUCAUGGCCGAGGAGAGGAGGCUGAAGCUGAAACGGAGGAGGGUUGGCGGCGGGCCGCGGGAGCUGAGCCCAUGGCCGCCGCCCGGGCCGUGCCAGGAGGCCGGGCAGAGCGGCAGCGAGCAGCUAAGGGCGGAGGGGAAGCUGCUGCCAGCUACUGUAUCCACUUGGCUCGAUGACAAUGACAUGAAUGAGACAGACCACAUUUGGGCUCUUUUGAUGAAAUCGGUGUUUCCAGACGUGAAAGUAUCAGAUUGGAAGACUAUUUCAGUGCCGGACUUGCCCUUGGACUCUGAGAAGAUCCCCAAAUACAUUGAACCAGUUGUCACUGAAGCCAUUUCUGUGGGAGGUGAGAGUUUUAUGUGGACACCAUUUCCUCCUUCAGCGGCUCUUGAAGGGAAGAGCAGACCUGAGCCACUCCACAGCCAUGGGGCCGUCACUGCAAAUAUGGGAGAACUGAUCGAUUCCACUGAGAUCCAUGCAGGCGGAUCUCGACAUCCUCUGUCAGAGACUAUGCAGAACAAACAUGUUUUAUCUUCUACAGACGCGGCAAAGUAUCUUAUUUAUCCAAAUGAAAAUGAUAACAUGCUGCCAAAGAGCCACCUGGUCAAUGUUAAAUCUAAUGAUUCCUGUGAAGCAGAUCCAGUGAGGUUCCCUGCAGAGCAUGCUGUGAGGAAACGGGAAGACCUUUACCGAGUGGAUGCACGGCAUGUUACAGGACACCGAUCAGCUGACGCCCUGCUUGGUCCAGCCACACAUCUUCAGAGGCCAAGAGAUCAAGAACUGCAGCAGCCGAUGGCUGUGACAAUGCCCAUCAGUAAGCCCAGUCAAGAGAAAGUAAAACAGCACAAAAUGCUGACAGGAGGGACAUUGUGCGGAGAGGAAGAUGAUACUAGUGUCAGCGUUGGAGAAUGCCAGGGCCAAUCUUUCUCUGAAAAUAGUCCCUGUAUCACCAUCACGAACAGUGACAAAGGUGCUAACACUAAAGGAAGGUCUGACGGGCAGAUGGAAGCUGGGCUGGAUUUGGAGAGCUGUCCGAUGUGCCUUGUUCCCUUUCCUGCAGGAUUCACCCAGUUGGACAUCGAUAGCCAUCUUGCCAAGUGCCUCUCUGAGAGCACAGAAGACGUGAUGUGGUAAUUACUUGGCUGAGAGAGGAGCAUGUUCAUGCAGCCUUUGGACAGCAUUCAACUGGGACUAUAAAUAAAAAUGCUCGAGCCUGGGUGCUGAAAAAUGAAGGCCGUCUUUGUGGUGAUUCUCCACAUUUCUUUAGACAGAAACAUAGUUGA